This is a messenger RNA of Phyllotreta striolata, 1562 nucleotides long. The record is from the annotation of a GenBank genome assembly. NCBI's taxonomy places the organism in Eukaryota, Metazoa, Arthropoda, Insecta, Coleoptera, Chrysomelidae.
CUAAGCAAAACCUUUAUUGCAUAUUGACGACAACAUAUCAAAAAUGUUGUACCGAAAAUUAUUGCUGUUAAUUUUUAUAGAAACUUGUGUGGCCACAAGUAACUCCAGAUUUCCGAAAAAUUUCAUGUUCGGUUGCGCCACUGCUGCUUUCCAAAUAGAAGGCGCUUGGAACGAGGAUGGCAAAACGCCAAGCGUAUGGGACACAAAAAACCACCAAAUACCAUCAGUAAUCAGAGACAACCAAACAGCAGACAUCAGCUGCGAUUCCUACCACAAAUACAAAGAAGACAUAGCCUUACUAGCGCAAAUCGGCGUAACCCACUACAGAUUCUCCAUAUCAUGGCCGAGGAUACUACCAAACGGCUUCAACGACACCAUCAACCAACUAGGAGUGGACCACUACAGGAAAUUCAUCAAAGAACUCAAAGCCAACAACAUCGAGCCGAUGGUGACCAUUUACCACGGCGACAUGCCCCAGAGCCUGGGCGACCUGGGCGGCUUCUACAACGCCAGCUCCGUCCAAUGGCUCACCGACUACGCCCGCGUGCUCUUCGACUUGUACGGCGACGACGUGAAGAUCUGGUUCACCAUCAACGAACCCUACGAAACGUGCAUUUGGGACGGCGUGGUCAAAGCCUACGAGUGCUCCAAGAACCUGCUGAAGAUCCACGCCAGCAUUUGGCACCUGUACGACCGCGAGUACCGCGCCAAGCAAGCCGGCGCUGUAUCCAUACCGCUGAACCUCAACUGGUACGAGCCUGAGACCAACAGCACGGCUGAUAUCGAAGCGGCGAAUACCAAACUUCAAUUUUCGUGGGGUUUCUUCGGGCAUCCGAUCUACAAAGGCGACUGGCCGGAGGUGAUGAAGAGACGGAUAGCGAUGAGGAGCCGAGGCGAGGGCUUCGAGAAAUCGCGGCUGCCGGAGUUCACCGAGGAGGAGAUCGAGUUCAUCAGAGGCACCAGCGACUUCUUCUCGGCCAACACGUACACCACCUCCAUUAUCAGGGCGGAAGCCGAGCCGCCCUUCGGGGAGCCCACCAUCGAGUCGGACGUGGGGGUGUUCGAGUACCAGAGGCCCGAAUGGCAGGGCGCGGCGUCCUCUUGGCUCAAAGUGACGCCUUGGGGUAUAAAAAAGCUGCUGGUUUGGUUGUAUAACGAGUACGAUAAACCCCAAAUACUGGUUAGCGAGAACGGUUACUCGGAUUCUGAUGGAAGGCUGGACGAUCCGAUUCGAGUUAAUUAUUUAAGGGAUUACUUGAGUAACAUCAGGGAAGCGAUGGAAGAAGGUGUGGAUGUCAUUGGUUACGUUGUUUGGACUUUGAUAGAUAAUUUCGAAUGGAAUGCGGGUUACACGUAAGAAAGGUUCGGUUUGGUGCAAGUUGAUUUUAACGAUCCGAAUCGGACUAGGACGAGGAAAAACUCAUCGUAUUAUUAUGAAAAAGUUUGUAGAACGAGGUGUCUUGUAGAUGAGUGUGUUUAAUAAAAUAUACCAGUUUGUUUCUUUAUUGCUCUUAUUGAUUAAAUGCAUAAUCCUUUGCACUUGUGUGUAUUGAAAGAGAGUA